Amblyraja radiata (thorny skate) is the source of this 4546-nucleotide messenger RNA. It is a transcript of the gene rnf10, whose product is annotated as ring finger protein 10. The record is from RefSeq and is a predicted model, not a curated record. NCBI's taxonomy places the organism in Eukaryota, Metazoa, Chordata, Chondrichthyes, Rajiformes, Rajidae. Gene Ontology annotation, biological process: positive regulation of transcription by RNA polymerase II; positive regulation of myelination. The transcript has 17 exons. Gene Ontology annotation, molecular function: metal ion binding; transcription cis-regulatory region binding. The coding region runs from base 381 to 2732 and encodes 783 amino acids.
GUGGGCGCUUGUUGGCGACUUGUCGCCAUCACUGUGAGGGGUUGCGUCGCAUCGCAUCGGAUCGGAUCGGAUCGGAUCGGGACGGUCGAGCCGCCUGCCUACCUGCCUCAGGAGCGCGGGGUGGGGGUCACCAGAAGCCACUGGACUCCGUCUACUAACCUCCAAGGGCUUGUUCGGAGCCCAGUUCGUCCCCCACCCCUCCGACUCCGUUUCUCUCUCCGCCCCUGCUCCUUGUUGUUUCAUUUUCGCCAUUUUCCAGACUGGUCACGAUGCAGAGGUCGCCAUGAUGAAGAUUGAAGUCAGGCCCAGUAACGCGAUGCGCUGUGGAAAAUCGGUUGGCACAACCAGCCCGGUCGUUCCCAUUGAGCUGUCGGAAGCUGAUGCUGGAAAAUCCAGAUAUGGAAAAGAAAUCUGCACGAUCCGCCUCGGCAGGGCCCAGCAAGGCGCCGCCCCCGGACAGUAAAACCAAACAAGAUGGUAAAUGUGGAAAUGGAUCAAAACGCUACAACAGAAAACGAGACACGACUUUUCCCAAAAAUGAAAAUGUAUGCAACCAGACCAGGCGCUCCAUUCCACAGAAAAGCAAAGCUUUUGACAAGAGACCCCCUGCACGUGGUGCCAACAAAUCCUUUAGCACUUUUGGUAAUGGUGGUAGACGGGAGGAGGUAGCAGAGGUGCAAAGGGCAGAGUUCAGCCCUGCCCAGUUUACUGGUCCUAAGAAGAUAAGCCUAAACCACUUGUUAAAUUUUACAUUUGAACCUCGUGGCCAGUCAGGAUCACAUUAUGAUGGCAGUUGUCACGGACGCUGGGGUAAAAGGAACAGGUGGGGACAUAAACACAAGCCAUUCAACAAGGAGCAGUUUCUGCAAGCCAACUGUCAGUUUGUGGUUUCCGAGGAGCAGGACUACAGUAUUCACUUUGCUGACCCAGAUACAUUGGUGAACUGGGACUUUGUACAGCAAGUGCGUAUAUGUAGUCAUGAAGUCCCCUCGUGCCCAAUCUGUUUGUAUCCACCCUCUGCUGCAAAGAUUACUCGCUGUGGGCACAUCUACUGUUGGGCAUGUAUUCUUCAUUAUCUAUCCCUGAGUGAUAAGACCUGGGGCACAUGCCCUAUCUGUUAUGAAGCUGUCCAUAAGAAAGACCUAAAGAGUGUGAUUGCCCUGGAAACUCGGCAGUAUAAUGUGGACGAUACGAUGACCAUGCAGUUGAUGCGUAGGGAGAAAGGUACUCUGAUGGCUUUACCCAAAUCCAUGUGGAUGAGAAUUGAACCAAUUCACUUGGGAGUGGAUGAAGAACACCGCCAGUAUUCAAAAUUGCUUCUGGCUUCAAAGCAGCAAGUUAUGCAGCAUGUGAUAGAAAAAGAGAGAGCAGCUCUACUGAGAGAGUAUGAGGAGGAAAAGAAUACACCUGAAUCUUGCUUCAUUGAACUGGCCUUGCAAGAAUUAAAGAAUCGUGAGCAAGAGUUGCUGGGACCUCCAGAGAAGGAUGUUCUUGACACAAUGUUUAAACUUGAGGAACUGACCAUUGAUUCAGACCCUGUGGCAGAGAUUGAACAUAAUACAUCCGCAGGCGACAAGAACCAUCAUGUAUUGGCCUACGCAUCUGCAUUUGAUGAAAUUAUUGAUGAACCACAAGAAGAGGCCAUUGCCAUGUGCUGCACUGCCUUGAAUGAAUCGGUCACUCUUUCAGAAUCAGUGGAUGAUUGUGAAGUAACAGAAGGAGCUUGCGGUGAGACUGAAUGUGGACAAGAUGAAUCAGAACUUUCAGCUGAUGCUAUCAAAGGAAGAUUGUCAACAAACUACUACUAUUAUUUCUACCAGGCGGAGGAUGGACAAUAUAUGUUUCUGAGCCCAGUGAACGUGCGAUGCCUGGUGCGGGAGUAUGGUAGUCUGGAGAACUGUCCUGAACAGAUCACUGCUUCAGUAGUCGAGAUUGUGGGGCAUUCAGUGACAGAGGAUGUACGACACAGACACCGUUAUUUGUGUCAUCUGCCAUUGACCUGUGAGUUUAGUAUUUGUGAGCUGGCCCUGACACCACCUGUGAUUUCGAAAGAAACGUUGGAUGCUUUUGCAGUUGAUCUGGACAGAAGGAAAUGUCUUCGCUUGAAGAAAGCUCGGGAUGAGCGUCGAAGGGAACGUAGGAUUGAAAUGGAAGAAAAUGAAAAGCAAGGCAAAUAUCUAGAAGUACAAAUUGGACUGGAAAACUACCAGCAAUUCCCAGCAUUUGGCGCAACAGAAAGUGGGCAAUUUAUUGUUUCCUUUGCCAGCUCUGAUGGUGACUCUCUGCCUUCAAACAGUCUUUCAGCCAGCACAGCAACCCUUAGCAGCAGUCCUAAUUCACUGCCAGAAUCAACAUUGAAUCCAUCAGCCCCUGCAUUUAAUCCUGGAAGUCCUUCUCUGUGUGUUGGUAGCAUGGAGGAUGAUGUUCACUUUCCUUCAUUUGCUCAGAUGCUGAAGGAUGGGAAGGCAAAAGCAGACGUGUGGUCCAAAGUAUCUCCAAGAAAAGCAGAAACAAGUUUGAUGCCUCCAGCAGAUAGUGACGGAGAGAGUGAUAUCUCGGACCGUGUACCUGUACCCAGCUUUCAGAAUUCCUUCAGUCAGGCUAUGGAAGCAGCCUUCCUCAAGCUUGAUAAUGUUCCAGUCCCAGAGCUUUGUGCAGAAGAGAAGAAUGGGAAGAAGAAGAAAAAAAAGCAGAAGCUUCUCUUCAGCACUUCAGUAGUUCAUACAAAGUAACGUAGACAGCCAUUGCCCAUCCAAGCGCCACAGUCAGCCUCUGCCCAUAUUUACAUAAGCUACUGUCUGGGUGAGAGUGUUUUGUUUUUAAUUUGCUGCUGUAGUUUCAGAUACUCAAUCUUGGUUGUUUUAUUUUAGUUGUAUUUCAAAUCCAUAAGAGAUUGGAAAGGGGAUUUUGGUUGAGUGGUUUGUAAAUGACUGUUUGCCUCCUGUUUAUGAUGUAUACAAAUUUAUUACAGUUGUAAAUCAAGCCCCAUAACCAAUUCAUGCAUUCGGAUUACCCUGGAUUUUUUUUUUUAAUAAAGAAAACUCCAGUAAAACCCAAGCUUAAUCUGCCACGGUGUGUAGAAUUUCACUGGAGAAUGAAACAAUUGCAUAGCAUUGUUGGCCAUUGUAGAAAUAUUUGACAUGUAAUUUCUUAGCGCAUCGCAAAAUUAGUUGACGGUGUCCUCUCCCCAUUGCUGAACAAUAUUGCAGUUUUACAAAGUAUCCUUCCGCCUGUUUCCAAAGCGCUCCUAAUCGGUCGUAUUCAGAAUAUAGAAUUAGUAGCAGUGAGUUCCUCACCCCGUUCUGUUCGGUGGUAAAACUUAGCGGCUGGACUUCCCCUUUUUGCUUUUGAAGAUUUUACUUAGAAAAGUGGUGUAUCAUUUUAAGAAAGUGGAUGCAAAGCGUCUAAUGAAGUGUUGUGUUCAGCUUUGUUACUUUUACCCUUCACUUUACUUUAAUGCAGCAGCAGAGUAACAGGUACAAUAAAAGACUAUUGUGCACCAUGUUGUGGAUUUGUCUUAAACUAAAUGGAAGCCUUUGAUCAAAUGACUGUCCAUGCAAUUGUAAUCUGCUUAACAUUUACUGCCACCACAAUGAAUGACCAGGUUUCUCUCCAACAUGAUGUAGGAAGGAACUGCAGAUGUUGGUUUACACCAAAGAAUGCUGGAGUAACUCAGCGGGCAGGGCAGCAUCUCUGGAGAAAAGGAAUGGGUGACGUUUUAGGUCGAGACCUUUCUUCAGAUUGAAUCUGAAGAAGGGUCUCGACCCGAAACGUCACCAGUUUCUUCUCCAGAGAUGCUGCCUGACCCGUUGAAUUACUCCUGCACUUUGUGUCUAUCUAAUGUACCUCAUGAUGGGCAUGUAAGAAACUAGGAUUUAAUGCUUUAUAUUCUUUAAUAUCUAAACUAGCAGGAGACAAGCUAAAUACUCCCAACCCCACCCCCACUACAUCUGCACUCAGCAACUGAACUUAAUUAAAUAUGUGCAUUUCUAUAUAUUAAAACAAAAUUUGGCUUGGUGAUUAAAGUAGUUUCUUCCAAAAGCCAGUAUAUACAUUUUCUCAUUGCAAUGAGAACUAUUUGUUAACAUUGGGAGUGAAAGGACAAUUUAUCUGCUCUAGAAUACAGUGCACAUUAUUGGUCAGACCAGCAUUAAAAAUUUGUGCUGUAAGCACCUUCAUAUUUGUCUAGCCAUGUCUUAUUUAAUGGGGAAAGUAGCUAACCUGGUGGACUGUUGCAUUCUAUGUUGGACCUGACCGUGGGUAAUGAAAUGAGCAUUUCCCCACUGCCAGGCUGUGUCUGACUUCUGAUCCAUGUCUGGUGCUUUUAGUUGUGGGUCUGUAAUGCAAUCGUGUUUAAAACAUUAUAAAUUAAAAUGUGACUAAAUUUGGUGCAAAUAAUGGAAAUGAGUUGCUUUUGAUUUGAAAUGUAUGAAAACAAGAUGGGGACGUUUCCUAUACCAGGUGUGGACUUUGGACAAUUAAUUAUUUGGUUUGUAUUUCAUUUUUUGACCUAUAUGUACAUCUGCAAUAAACAUCCAUUUGGUUC